Molecule: messenger RNA, 6262 nt
Organism: Oryctolagus cuniculus (rabbit)
Lineage: Eukaryota; Metazoa; Chordata; Mammalia; Lagomorpha; Leporidae
Gene: GNB4
Product: G protein subunit beta 4
Biological process (GO): signal transduction
Molecular function (GO): protein binding
Source: RefSeq, a predicted model, not a curated record
GCGUCCCCGCCGGGCCCGCGCGCCUCGUGCCUCGCGCCUAGAGCCUCGCGCCUCGCGCCACGUCCCCGCCCCGGCCCCGGCGCGCCGCGGAGUUGGCUGCCCGGCUGGCGGACCUGGGUGUGGUCGGCAGCGCUGAGAUCGGCGGUGCGCUGCGCUCUGCACGCCGGCUCCUUGCUCGAGGGGCGGCUGAACGCCGGGAGGACCCACGCAGCCUCAGGUGACGCGGAUCCGAGCUCCCUCCAGGCAGAGUGACAGAGAUCGAUCGCUCAAUCGAUCUUCCAUCCACUGGUCCAUUUCCCAGCUGGACCAGGCUGAAUUUACGAGUCUGGAACUCCAUCUACAUCUUGUAUGCAGAAAAGGAACCUGGCCUCUGGCGUCAGCAGGGAGGAGGUAACAGCUGCCUUAGUGCCUCUCCAGAAGUUCAGCAGAGAAAGCAGUAGCUGCACUGCCAGGAAGCUGGGGGUUGGGGCCAUGAAAGGAAUUCUUGCUGUUUUACUUGUUAGUGGUGAAGUAACAGAUUCAAGGAUGAGUGAACUGGAACAGUUGAGGCAGGAAGCAGAACAGCUGCGGAAUCAGAUCCAGGAUGCUAGGAAAGCAUGUAAUGAUGCAACACUUGUUCAGAUCACAUCAAACAUGGACUCCGUGGGCCGAGUACAAAUGCGAACAAGACGUACACUGAGGGGCCACCUCGCUAAGAUCUAUGCAAUGCAUUGGGGAUAUGACUCAAGGCUACUAGUCAGUGCUUCCCAAGAUGGAAAAUUAAUUAUUUGGGAUAGCUAUACAACAAAUAAGAUGCACGCCAUUCCUUUGAGGUCCUCCUGGGUGAUGACAUGUGCCUACGCUCCCUCUGGUAAUUAUGUGGCUUGUGGAGGCUUGGACAACAUCUGCUCUAUAUAUAACUUGAAAACCAGAGAGGGAAACGUGAGAGUGAGCCGAGAAUUGCCGGGCCACACAGGCUACUUGUCCUGCUGUCGUUUUUUAGAUGACAGCCAAAUUGUUACAAGUUCAGGAGAUACAACUUGUGCAUUGUGGGACAUUGAAACUGGCCAGCAGACCACCACAUUCACUGGGCACUCUGGAGACGUGAUGAGCCUUUCCCUGAGUCCUGACAUGAGGACUUUUGUGUCUGGUGCUUGCGAUGCCUCUUCCAAAUUAUGGGAUAUUCGAGAUGGGAUGUGUAGGCAGUCUUUCACAGGACACGUUUCAGAUAUUAAUGCUGUCAGCUUUUUCCCAAAUGGAUAUGCCUUUGCCACCGGCUCUGAUGAUGCCACCUGUCGGCUGUUUGACCUCCGUGCAGAUCAAGAGUUAUUAUUGUAUUCUCAUGACAAUAUCAUCUGUGGAAUCACUUCUGUGGCUUUCUCAAAAAGUGGGCGACUCCUCUUAGCGGGUUAUGAUGACUUUAAUUGCAAUGUAUGGGACACACUAAAAGGAGACCGUGCAGGUGUGCUUGCUGGUCAUGACAACCGUGUCAGCUGUUUAGGUGUAACCGACGAUGGCAUGGCUGUGGCAACAGGCUCUUGGGACAGUUUUCUUAGAAUCUGGAAUUAAUAGUGUGGUCUUACCUAUUUUGUGUUCUCCACUGAUAUCUGGAGAAUUGAGUGCUACAGCCUAUAGCUGUGAAAAAAGAAAAUCCUACCUUAUAUUUGCAGGUAAAGAUUUUUCUAUUGAGACUAUUACACACAAAAAGCUUUCAGUAAAGUACAAAAACAGUGUGGGGGAUGGGAGGCAAAGAUAUCUGCUAAGAUCAAAAGGACCAGUGUGUUAAUUUGAGUUAAUUUAACCUUCUGGAAUCUUUGCUUGUAAUGAGUGUUUUGUGUAGAACAGAAUGUAUACAUUUUUGCAGCUUGUCAUUGUGUUUUCAUUUCUCAAGAACUACAUUUCUAACUUUGUAUAUACAAGAUGUCACGGUAGUAGAUGGAAUGUUCUGUAUGUGUGUACCUAAGUUUGAAGACCGUCUGCCUGAAUUGUGACAUUCCUUUAGAAAGAGAUCCUGGUUGUUGAAUGUUUGAGUGUCCACAGGCCAGGAACCUCUGCAGAGUACUGAGUUUCCUGCACUUCCCUUGCAUACUCCAUCUAAAGUAGUGCUCAUUUUCAGUCCCAUGAGGGGACAGAUAAUCCGAAGGCCAGAGAAUUAAGAUUUCACUCUGAUAUUUUAGACACACAUAAGAAAUUUCACUAGAAUGUACUAUGUGAAUAAAUAGUUAAUAGUAGAUAAGUAAUUCUUGUUUAGAAGGCUAGUUAUGAUCAGUUGUCAGUUUGAGCAGCCCUCUACAUAGCAGGAUUCCCUACUGAUUUCAUAUUCCAGAACUAAGCGUGUACAGCAUACUUGUAUUUCAGAAGUUUAAUAAAUAUUUGGAUUUUCCUUGCAUCUGAAGAAUCUUUCCUAAUGUUCUCUACCAAUACACAUCUAGAUAGGAAAUAGAGUGUGACAGUGUUACAUUUUUCAAAGAAGAGUAAAAACUCUAACCAAUUGCUGGUACGGAUUUCUUUUAAUUGUUAGUAAGGUGGGUUUCUGAAUUUUAUGUUUAUGUACUAUAAGAGCUGAAUUGAUUUAAAAGUAUGUUUUCAAGUUUCUUAAAGUGAAACAUUUAUGCUUUUUACUCUUCUUUAUUAAUUAUUAGCACAAAAUACCAGUUUCUAAGUGGUUCUGCUUCAAACUAUGCCUAGAUCUGAAUGUACCCAUAUUUCUUGUCAGUGGUAUAAUGUCAAUUAUUAGAAUGACUCUUGUCCCCUAAUUUAAACAAGGAUACUUGUCUUGGAUGUUCUUUUACAAAUAAAUCUGAAGAAUAAUAUAAGACUGUUAGCCUUGCUUGACGAUAAAGUCAUAGGUUAUUCUGAUAUCAAGAAAUGCAUUGCAUUUUGUAACUUAAUGAACUGUGUAAGUUAUGUUCAGAUAGGUCUGCUAACUUCUGAUCACCAUAACCCUAACCUAAACACUCCCAAACUUUAUCUGUUUUCAUCUUUAUAUUGUGAGUGUGGUAAUACUUAGACUGACUUCAAUACAGUUGAUCAAAGUUUUAUUAAGGUCAAGUUGAUACGGGAGUAAAAUGGAUAAAGGCAAAUGAAGAUAUAAGUCAAAACAGAACACUGUAAAUGGCAGGUGUGAAUGUAUAUUUAUAUUGUGGUUAAGAUAUCUAUGAAUUUUGCAAUUAAUGCUUAUUUCUGGACUCGAUAUCACUUCAUAAAAAGCAGUACUUUGAGAUAAGGCAAGAAUAUUGUAAAGAAACAUACUCAUUUCUGUAAAGGAAGCAGUGGUAGUCAAAGCCUGCUGUGUAUUUCAGCGAUUAAUUUCAAAAUCCUGUUGAAAAACACUUCUGUUAUGUGUAAAAACAAGUUGAUAUGAGUACCUCUUCUAUUUAAAAGUUACUGUAGUAACAAGAUAGUCAAAGAGGCAUGCAGAAAAUAGUAAUUUUAUGAUCUUAAUAUAUUUUGAAAUGACAUGUAGAGAGGAACUUAAAGCAAUUCCUAUAAUUAUGUAGUAGACUGCUAUAAAGUAGCAGCUGUGGAACACUUGUGGAUCAUUAUACACAUGAGCAAACAGUGAAAAAGUACCUCAUCACUACAUUAAUGACUUUACUAGUCUAACCUUUGCUUUCUAGUGCUAGAAGUACCAGUUGCUAAAUGUAUUUGUGUGCAGUUGAAGUUCAGCUAAUUGAUUAUUCUUUACCUUACAAGAAAAAAUAUAUCAUGCCUCAGUAAAAUGAUUUGUAGACUCUAUACCACAUCAGAGUAGUGUCUUGAGAUCUGACAGAGUAUUAUAAAGGCAUACAUUCUGUUCUAAAACAAAGUGGUCCCCUUGCAGUCCUGUAAAUCAUCACAGAAAUCUGAUCAAGAAAGAAAUUCUUGCUACCAGCAAGGAUAAUUCCUCCACUUGGACAGACAGGCCUCGUUUCUGGCAACAUUAUGCAGGGCACACCCUUAGCUCAAAUUUAUUAUGAUUACACACAUCAUCUUCAUAAAAAAAAUACUAGGCCCAAGUCUUUGCUUUUAAGAUUUAUGUAUUUAUUUGAAAGAGUUAGAGAGGCAGAGAGAGUCUUCCAUCUGCUGGUUCACUCCCCAAAUGGCCACAGUAACCGUACCUGGGCCGAUCGAAGCCAGGAGCUAGAAGCUUCUUCCGGGUCUCCCACAGGUGCAGGGGCUCAAGGACUUGGGCCAUCUUCCACUGCUUUCCCAGGCCAUAGCAGAGAGCUGGGUUGGAAGUGGAACAGCCAGGUCUCGAACCUAUGCCCAUCUGGGAUGCUGGCGCUUCAGGCAAUGGCUUUACCUGCUAUAACACAGCACCGGCCCUGGGCCUAGUAUUUCAACAGCAAGAGGGCUAGUAGGUAAUUCUCAUUUCAGAUUAGACAGAUGAACUGAUCAGUAUUGCAUGAGGAUAGUAAACUAGAUUUCUUGAAAUACUGGAUGUCAGUACUUUGGGAGUAUGUUAAGAACUUUAAAGUUAACCCACCUAUUAAGAAAAAUGGAUCCUGACUUCUCCAGUGACAAAACAGUUUUCAUAUUUGCUGAAGACUGCGUUCCAAUAUUCUACAACAAUUCUGAUUUCAGUUGAGACUUCAGAGAAAUUGAUGCCAUGAUGUGAAUGUCUUGGAUUUUAAACUAUAACACAGUUGAAUAGUUGUGGCUUGUUUAUGUGUGUAACUUGUUUAAACAACCCCCUUUAGAAAAGUGAAGAUGUUCUUUUAGGAUCUUAAGUGUCUAUCAGGACUUUUAAAAAUCCUUUAGUUAAGUACUCUGUUCAGCUUCCCCUUUCGCUUUCGUCAUAGUAAAGAGCAAAAAUUUUAAACUAUUUCUUACCUCCUGCUGUAAUUUUUUUUUUUUUUUUUUUUUUUUUUUUUUUUUUUUUUUUUUUUUUUUGGUGACAGGCAGAGUUAGAGAGACAGAGAGAAAGGUCUCCUUUCCGUUGGUUCACCCCCCAAAUGGCUACUAUGGCCGGUGUGCUGUGCCCAUCUGAAGCCAGGAGCCAGGUGCUUCCUCCUGGUCUCCCAUGCGGGUGCAGGGCCCAAGCACUUGGGCCAUCCUCCACUGCACUCCCGGGCGACAGCAGAGAGCUGGAAGGGAAGAGGAGCAACCAGGACAGAACCAGCGCCCCAACCAGGACUAGAACCCGGGGUGCUGGCACCGCAGGCGGAGGAUUAGCCUAGUGAGCCGCGGCGCCAGCCAUCCUGCUGGAAUUUUUAAGAGCCAGCCACAGGUUAGACCAUCUUAUGAGAAAAAGUAGCAGAAUGAAAAAAUCGGCAUUUAAAAACUACUGGUUACAAUAAUAGGUACUCAUUAAAAUGAGUUAUAGAAUGGCUAAGCUAGCAUUCUGUUCAUUUUUUUAUGAUUUUUUUUUUUUUGACAGGCAGAGUUAGAGACAGGUCUUCCUUUUUCCAUUGGUUCACCCCCUAAGUGGCCGCUACUGCCGGCAUGCUGUGGCCGGCGCACUGUGCCGACCCGAAGCCAGGAGCCAGGUGCUUCCUCCUGGUCUCCCAUGCGGGUGCAGGGCCCAAGGACUUGGGCCAUCCUCCACUGCCCUCUCCGGCCACAGCAGAGAGUUGGACUGGAAGAGGAGCAACCGGGACAGAACCAGCACCCCAACCGGGUCUAGAACCCGGGUGGCUGGCGCCGCAGGCGGAGGCUUAGCCUAGUGAGCCGCGGCGCUGGCCAGCAUUCUGUUUUAAAAAGUAAAUUAUUAGUCAGAUUGAUAGUACAUAUUGUAUCUAGCAAAUGUUUGCAUGUCAGAUUUCCUAAAAGUCAGUUUUCUUAAAUCCAAUCACUGAUUUUAUAAAAUAGUUAUGAUAAUGCAGCUUAUCUGGUUUUAAAUGUACUCAACUAAAUAUUUUUUAAUUAACAGAACUUUAAUGAUAUACUAGUAGAUAUUUAAAGCCUGUUCUGUCUUACACAAUGGUGCUUUUAUCCUGUCAUUUUCUCUCUUCAAAGAAGCAUCUGAACAGUUGCAUUACCUUAUCCAAAGGCAUCCACAUCUAAGUGUUAUUAAAGUUAACAUUUUCAGCAUUUUGAAAGUUUUUUUCACCUAGAAUAUGAUUUUAAUACACUUGUGGCCAACUGACUAUGAAAGUCAAUUAUAUAAUUACAGAAAAGGUAAACAUGAUAAAGCUCUUAAAGUUCCUAUAAAAGCUUUAAACUAUACAAUACAGACUUGGAUCAUGAUUAACAGUGUUAUUGGAUCUUUCUUACACAGUGAUCGACUCAUUUGUACAGUUACUUUGUGAAAUGUUGCUGUGAAUUGAUAUUGUAAUCAAUAAAGUACUUUUUAACCUGA